This is a messenger RNA of Myxocyprinus asiaticus (Chinese sucker), 5274 nucleotides long. RefSeq names its product potassium voltage-gated channel, subfamily H (eag-related), member 4a (gene kcnh4a). The transcript is spliced from 16 exons. Gene Ontology annotation, cellular component: membrane. The record is from RefSeq and is a predicted model, not a curated record. The coding region runs from base 572 to 4081 and encodes 1169 amino acids. NCBI's taxonomy places the organism in Eukaryota, Metazoa, Chordata, Actinopteri, Cypriniformes, Catostomidae. Gene Ontology annotation, molecular function: voltage-gated potassium channel activity. Gene Ontology annotation, biological process: potassium ion transmembrane transport; regulation of membrane potential.
AUGAAGAGAAUGAUGAAAAGCAUAAUUUGACCUCAUACUAGGACAACCCAAGAAGCAAACAAAUAGGAAUUCAAAGGAAACAGUGAAGUGUGGGCAAUCUAUAAGAAGAUUGAGAAGAGGUAUUGACAACAAAGGAAAGAGGUGAAGCCUGUUUAUUGAAUUGCUGUUGAAAGAUACAGGUGAGAAAAAUCCAGUUCUUUCACAAAAGAAAGUACAGAACGGCUGUACUAGCGUCUGCAUUCAAAGCAGGGUGAGAUCACGAACUGAAUGAAUGAUAUUGUGAACACAAUAUCAUCACAACCAAUUAGACCUGCAGUGGUCUUUAAAGUGGAGAUAUGGAAGAUUAACAUGAGCUGUGUGGAUGGUGACUGCUCUCAUAGAAACUCCUGCAGAAGGCACUCCGCUGAACUGAUGAACAAGCAGCGGUUACCACCUCAUCUAAGCCAGCAACCAACACAGUUUGAACCUCGGACAGAAUAACCUCACCUCUCUCUCUUGCUCUCUGUUUUGUCUCUGGCUCUCUCUUGUCUUUCAUUUUCUGUUUGUAAUGGAUGUCUGAGGAUUGAUCAUCAUGCCUGUGAUGAAAGGGCUCCUGGCCCCUCAGAACACCUUUCUUGACACCAUUGCCAAGCAUUUUGAUGGCACACACAGUAAUUUCCUGCUGGGAAAUGCUCAGGGGAGUCGAGGGUACCCGAUUGUGUACUGUUCAGACGGGUUCUGCGAGCUCACUGGGUUUGCACGCACCGAGGUAAUGAAGAAGACAUGUAUAUGUCACUUCCUGCAUGGCCAGGAAACAAGUGAGAGAGUUACUCAGCAGGUGGAGAAAACCUUGGAAGGACAGAGAGAGUUCCAGGCAGAGGUCCGCUAUUACAGGAAAAAUGGUACCCCAUUCUGGUGUCUGCUGGACAUUGUGCCUAUUAAAAAUGAAAAAGGAGAAGUGGUUCUUUUUCUCUUGUCCUUCAAAAAUAUCACUGAAUCAUAUGGGAAAUCACAUUUCAGCUCCACCACAGAAGUUUUGACAGAAGAUGGUACUCAAAACAGGAAGUCCAGUCAAACACAUUUGAGUCAAGCUCGUGAGCGUGGACGUAGCGUUCUGUACAACCUUACCUGUCAGUUCACCAACAGGAGCAAAAGGAAGCUGCCAAAUCAUGUUUUUUCACAGCUAACACUCCCGGAGUACAAAGUGGCAUCGGUGCAGAAGUCCCGCUUCAUCUUGCUUCAUUACAGUGUAUGCAAAGCAUUAUGGGAUUGGUUGAUCCUCCUUGCAACAUUCUAUGUGGCUGUUACUGUCCCCUACAACAUCUGUUUCUCCGCCCCUGAUGACAAUGAACAUGACACCCCGGACUGUGACUCCACCUCCAGAACCACCAUUGUCAGUGACAUAGCUGUGGAGAUGCUCUUCAUUCUUGAUAUCAUUCUGAAUUUCCGAACCACCUACGUUGGACCUGCGGGUCAGGUGGUUUAUGAUUCUCGCUCGAUUUGUCUGCACUACUGUACGACCUGGUUCAUUCUGGACCUCAUCGCUGCCCUGCCCUUUGACCUGCUCUACUUAUUCAACAUUUCUGUUACUUCUCUCGUCCACUUAUUGAAGACAGUGCGUUUGCUGCGUCUCCUGCGCUUGCUGCAGAAGCUGGAUGGUUAUUCUCAGUACAGUGCUGUGGUUCUUACCCUACUAAUGUCUGUAUUUGCCCUGUUGGCACACUGGUUGGCCUGCGUUUGGUACGUCAUUGGACGCAAAGAGCUUGCCAGCAAUGAUCCUCUCACCUGGGACAUUGGUUGGCUACAAGAGUUGGGGAAGCGUCUGGAGACUCCCUACACAAAUGGUACAGUUGGCGGCCCGUCGUUGCGCAGUGCCUACAUUGCUUCGCUCUACUUCACGUUGAGCAGUCUGACUAGCGUUGGAUUCGGAAACGUGUGUGCCAACACAGACGCUGAGAAGAUCUUCUCCAUCUGCACCAUGCUUAUUGGGGCUUUGAUGCAUGCAGUGGUAUUUGGAAACGUGACAGCUAUCAUCCAGCGCAUGUAUUCUCGCCGUUCGCUCUACCACACGCGCAUGAAAGAUCUGAAGGACUUCAUCCGCGUGCAUCGCCUGCCCCAGCUGCUGAAACAGCGCAUGCUGGAGUACUUCCAGACCACCUGGUCUGUCAACAAUGGCAUCAAUGCCAACGAGCUUUUACAUGACUUCCCAGACGAGCUGCGGGCGGACAUCGCCAUGCAUCUUAACAAAGACAUCCUUCAGCUGCCACUCUUCUCUUCGGCCAGUAGGGGGUGUCUGCGUUCUCUCUCCUUACACAUUAAGACGUCGUUCUGCGCACCGGGCGAGUACCUCAUUCGCCACGGAGACGCCCUGCAUGCUCAACACUUUGUCUGUUCUGGGUCACUAGAAGUGCUCAAGGACAGCAUGGUGCUUGCCAUAUUGGGUAAAGGAGACCUGAUUGGUGCAGACCUGCCUGGGAGGGAUCAGGUGAUCAAGGCUAAUGCAGAUGUGAAGGCUCUGACCUACUGUGACCUGCAGUACAUCAGUGUAAGGGCUCUGCAGGAAGUAUUGGAACUCUACCCAGAAUAUGGCAGCCGCUUUAAUGAGGAUAUACAUCACAACCUCACCUACAACCUCAGAGAGGGCCAAAACAGAUUCUCUCGCUCAACCCGAAUCCCACAGGAACGGUUCGAUGACUCUAAACUCCCCUUCAUUGUGGAAGCAGAUCAAGAGGAGGAAUCUGGACAGGAUGUGGGCAGGAGGCCCCUGCUCACAGGGUUGGGUGGUCCUUCAUCUCAGCCUAAUUUGAGUGCCAUGUUGGGUGAGGAGUUUCGACACCUUAGCAUGCUCCGUCUGUGCAGAUCCCCCAUUCAAAGCUCACAGGUACAAAGCCCCUCUCAGAUGCCACUUAAUGAGGAGCUCUCACCUGGUGCAGUGCCUGCCCCAAGAACAAACAAGAGCUCCUGCCAUAGGCCAACCAAACUGCUCAUCCCCACCCUCAACUGUGUCAGCCCACUGGACCUGAGUCCCAGGGUUGUUGAUGGCAUUGAAGAUAACGAACAUGCAUUUCAUUUUAAUGUUGAGCAUAGUGAGCUGUCCCCUAACACAGAGGUCAAAGACCCAUUUCAGGUUGGCGCAAACCUUCUCCUUGAGACAGAGGAAGUUAGACAGACUCUCCGUCAACUCAAUGCAGAGAUGAACCACCUGAACCGGGAAGUGUCCUCACUGACCAAAGAGCUACAUGAAAUGAUGCAGUUUCUACAUACCCAUCUGACCCCGCCACACUUCACUUCCUCUUUUACUCCCUUCAGCUCUUUCAACUGUCACACAUCAUCCAACUGCACCAACGUGGCCUCCUCUACUACUGACUGGCCCUCUCGUUUGGCCUUCAACAUGUCUGCUGGUCCCUGCAUACAACCAGAUCCCUCCCAAAGAGAUUCUUUAGGAUCCAGGCACACAUGCAUUUGCAGUGGAAGUCAUGCCCAGGAAAGAGGCUCUGUCUUGGGGCAAGAAGGGGACCUAGAGCUCCUCCAUCAAGCCCCUAGCCCUCACUCAGUCUACACCCAUUUUCCAUGCUGCCCUGAUCAGGAAAGGCUAGCUACCUUGGGCAUCGAUAGCCAGACAGUACCAUAUCAGACUGCUAAGACCACACCCAAUUCACCUUAUCUAGGACACCAGGUUCACUGUAGUGGGGGGUCUCUACUGGGCUUGGCUUCAGCUUUCCCCUCCAGUGGAGUGGUGCCUCAGAUUAGGAGUGGGGGUUCCACUAUCACUCUUAGCAACACAUUGUCUCUGUGCACGCACAGCAUCCAAAGUCAGUCCCAUCCAAGCUUACAAAUGACCUCUGAUCUGACAGCAUGCCAGCAUUCCAGGGCACCCACGCCCAUCCAUUCGUCCAUUACACCGACGGGCCCAUCAGAUCCCCUCACAGCUGUCAGUUCGCUUAUGCAUGCUGGGAUUUGUAGUUCUAGCUUACUACAUUUCCCUAGUGGCCCAAGACAGAAUGACCUGGUGGGGUCAAGUCCUGUCCACAAAUAUGGGCCCAUCAUAUCAUCCACUGGAGAAAAGGACAAACAGGGGAAGCAUGGACCUUCAGAGAAGUGACACAAGGAAUAAGUAUCCUUCAUGGUGAGCCAUCACGGAGUGAUAUGAGUGAUGGACAUACUGAGAAGAGUACACAUAUCUCACAUACUCUUUGUUUGCUGCAUGGAUAAUGCCCUCAUUUAAGACAAACACAAUGCAUUGUGUGAGCUAUGUAUAUGGGGUAGGUUAGAUAACACUGCAUGAUAUGUGCACGACAGGACUUAAAAGUCUGUAUGAGUCAUACCCUUAAUUGCAUUUAGGUUAAAUCUGUUCCCACUGGCUAGUUUUAUUUUAAAUUGGCAGUUCCACUGUGUAGGUUUUGUAUAAGACAUUGUUCCUCAGGACUGAGUCACAGAUUACAAUGUGCCAGAAUUUCCUGGCUGUAUUAUCACACUGAAUCUUUUUCAGAGCUUAAUUUCUACAUUUCAAAACUUAAUUUUCAAACUUGCCCAGUUUUAUAAAAUAACAGGAUUUAUUUCUAAAGUGAUAUUUUCUAAAAUGUGUUACAUUUACUGCCAUGAUUUGAAUUAACUAAUGUGUACCACUUACUACACAUAACAUUGAACAGCAUGUGCAAAACAUUAUAAAUUCAUUUUUGUUGUUGAUCAUCUGUCCAAAAUUCUGGGUAAAAAAAAAACAACAACUUUUUUUUAGCUUUUUAUCAUCCUUUGUUCACCAUAUUUUUAUAAAUAUAUUUCUCUACAUUUAUCCUUUCUAAGGGAAAGGAUAAAUGUUGGUAUAAAAUGAAUCUUUCUUUUCCUGAUCUCUCCAAGCCUGCUCAAGGCCAAGCCUGCCUAAACUAAAUUCCUUGCAAUUGUAAAAAUAAAUUUGCCUGUUGAAAAUGUUCACUUCAGAGAAUAAACCAUAGAGUUGUUUUCCAGCCAUUGCUCAUUUAAUGACAUAGAUUUGAUUGUCCAAUUACAUGAGAACCAGACUGUCUUGCCCUACAUAAAAAAGACAGAUAACAUUGGCUGUCAAUUAGGCUUCUAUGUGGAAGAUAGCAGCAAGAUUCUCAGCUGUACUUGCUUAUCAGACUGGAACUCCCACUGGAGUUUCUGACUGAUCCCUCACAAAGAGUCUUUGUUUUUUAAUACAUUUUCUCAUAGAUCUCCUGUGUACCUUAAGCUUCUCUCCUGUCUGCUCUCUAUAAAUAUGUAGGUCACAAAAUGUCACAGGAAGAACUGGUGGCUAUUAUGCUAGCUUUUUAAACCUAA